CGUUUUUUUUUGAUAUGGCAGCACUUUUACAAAUAUCUUCUUUUAAUAAUUUUCGCUGGAACAGAAUUUCGUGCAACGUGGUUUACUUUCUAGAUUUCUUGGAUAAUAAUUAGAAGAGUAUGUUUAAAAUUGUACAAGUAGUGGGCACGCCAAGAUUUUGCAUUCUAUUUCCCGGCUUCAAACACCAACUCCUCCAGAGCAAUCAGCGCCACAUUGCCGUACUUACAUCACAAUCCCACUUUGCUGAUGGUAGUCAUGACAUAGGGACAAAACAGGCGGACGUAUUAGAAAAACUUCAGCCGGGAGUAGAAAACUUCUUUGCCGUACGAAACAAGACUACCAGCACUCUUUACAGAAGCGGGGUACCACAUGAGAACUGUCGCCGCUAUGCAACAUUGGCUACUAAAAUGAAGAAGGAGAAGCAGUUGAAUGCUCCUGCCGUAACUGGAAAAAAAGAAUUGAAUCCCUGGCCGGCAUAUAUUGAGGAACGUAAUGUACUUUGGGAAAAAUUGAAGUCUGAACGGGAGGCGGAGUUGGCGGCUAAGCCCCGUACCCCCAUUAAAGUAACGCUUCCCGAUGGCAAGCAAGUGGAUGCCACUUCUUGGGAGACCACUCCUUAUGACGUAGCGAAAGGCAUUAGCCAGGGUUUAGCGGACAAUACUGUUAUAGCGAAAGUUGAUGGUGCAGUUUGGGAUUUGGACCGUCCGCUUGAACAAUCUUGCAAUUUGGAAUUACUUAAGUUUGAUGAUCCUGAAGGACAAGCAGUGUUUUGGCAUAGUUCAGCGCAUAUCAUGGGGGAAGCAAUGGAACGCAUAUAUGGCGGACACUUGUGUUAUGGGCCGCCAAUCGAUAAUGGCUUUUACUAUGAUAUGCAUUUAGAAGGAGAAGGUGUAUCUACAAAUGAUUACCCUGUUAUAGAAGGUGUUGUCAAAAAGAUUGUGAAGGAAAAGCAGCCAUUCGAACGUUUGGAAGUGAAGAAAGCUGAUUUAUUGGAAAUGUUUAAGUACAAUGAAUUCAAGUUGCGAAUUUUGAAUAGUAAAGUCAAUACUGAGACAACUACUGUGUACAAAUGUGGUCCAUUCAUUGAUCUGUGUCGUGGUCCUCAUGUGCGCCACACCGGCAAGGUUAAGGCAAUUAAAAUCACAAAGAAUUCGUCAACCUACUGGGAGGGCAAAGCUGAUGCCGAGACAUUGCAACGAAUUUAUGGAAUUUCCUUUCCGGACAGCAAGCAAUUAAAGGAAUGGGAGAAAAUUCAAGAGGAAGCAGCAAAACGGGACCAUCGUAAAAUUGGUCGGGAGCAAGAGUUGUUUUUCUUCCAUGAAUUGUCCCCUGGCUCGUGCUUUUUUCAACCACGCGGUGCGCACAUCUAUAACACAUUGAUGACUUUUAUAAAGGCAGAGUACAGAAAGCGGGGUUUCCAGGAAGUCAUAUCACCAAAUAUAUUUAACUCAAAACUCUGGAUGACAUCUGGCCAUUGGCAGCAUUAUGCAGAAAACAUGUUCUCUUUUGAAGUAGAAAAAGAAAAAUUUGCCCUAAAACCAAUGAAUUGUCCGGGACAUUGCCUGAUUUUUGACAACCGCAAUCGAUCGUGGCGAGAGCUACCUCUCCGUCUGGCUGAUUUUGGCGUAUUGCAUCGGAAUGAGCUGUCGGGUGCACUCACUGGCCUUACUCGUGUACGGCGUUUCCAACAAGAUGAUGCACACAUUUUCUGUGCUCCCGAUCAUAUUAAGAGCGAAAUGAAAGGUUGCUUGGAUUUCAUACAUUACGUAUACUCCGUUUUCGGUUUCUCGUUUGACCUCGUUCUUUCCACACGCCCCGAAAAGUACCUUGGUGAAUUGGACCAAUGGAACACUGCCGAAAAGGCACUCGCCGAGGCCCUGGACGAAUUUGGACAGCCUUGGAAAGAAAAUCAUGGUGAUGGGGCUUUCUAUGGCCCAAAGAUUGAUAUUACGAUUAUGGAUGCACUAAAACGUGCUCAUCAAACCGCAACUAUCCAAUUAGAUUUCCAAUUGCCAGAGCGAUUUAAUUUAAAUUAUAUCGCAGAUGAUGGUGAAAAGAAACGGCCGGUUAUAAUACAUCGUGCCAUUCUUGGUUCUGUGGAGCGUAUGAUUGCUAUUCUUACAGAGAAUUAUGCCGGCAAAUGGCCAUUCUGGUUGUCGCCACGUCAAGUAAUGGUUGUACCUGUCGGUCCUCAGUACGAUGAAUAUGCACACUCCGUACGUAAUCAACUAUACGAAAAAGGAUUUAUGGCGGAAACUGAUACGGAUGCUGGAGAUACCUUGAAUAAGAAGAUUCGUAAUGCUCAGCUCGCUCAAUUUAAUUUUAUUUUGGUGGUGGGCGAGAAGGAGCGCUCCUCGAACACUGUUAAUGUGCGUACACGUGACAACAAGGUGCACGGGGAAGUAUCAAUCGCAGAUUUGAUAACUAAGUUAAAUAAGUUGCGCGAUGAAUUCAUUACAAAUGAAGAUAGCUUCUAGACUUGAUAAAGACGACUCUAAGUAUUUAUUUUUCUUUUAUUUAAAAUAUCUGCGAAAAGUAAAAGAUGAAAUGCUUCGCCGCAGUGCUUAAAAAAUUAUAUAAUCAUACGGCUUUCUCAAAACACUUAAUAAAGAUCUUUGAAAAAUUGCAAGCAA
Messenger RNA from Anastrepha obliqua, 2633 nucleotides. It is a transcript of the gene ThrRS, whose product is annotated as threonine--tRNA ligase 1, cytoplasmic. The coding region runs from base 120 to 2477 and encodes 785 amino acids. Gene Ontology annotation, cellular component: cytoplasm. The record is from RefSeq and is a predicted model, not a curated record. NCBI's taxonomy places the organism in Eukaryota, Metazoa, Arthropoda, Insecta, Diptera, Tephritidae. Gene Ontology annotation, biological process: threonyl-tRNA aminoacylation. The transcript is spliced from 6 exons. Gene Ontology annotation, molecular function: ATP binding; threonine-tRNA ligase activity.